Messenger RNA from Striga asiatica, 1391 nucleotides. NCBI's taxonomy places the organism in Eukaryota, Viridiplantae, Streptophyta, Magnoliopsida, Lamiales, Orobanchaceae. The record is from the annotation of a GenBank genome assembly.
UCCUCUCUCUUCUUCUUCUUCUUCCCUUGCAUACCAAAAUUACCAAAUUCUUCAUCUUCCUUCCUAAUUUCUUCAUCUGCUUCGUUCAAAUUCUUUAUCUCCCUUCCUAAUUUCUUCAUCUCCUUCGUUUCUCUCCCUCAAGGGACGCCCAAUGCAAAAACCCCCAAUUUAUGUGAAGAUGAGGUCGUACGCCUGCCCGGCUGCCUGAGAUCGACAACUCUCGCUGGCAGCACGGGACGACAACGUGACUGAGAUAGGCGGACAACUCAUAAUUGGUGGAAAAAGGCCAGAGCGAGGAUGAGGCCCGUGUCGGAGAUCGGCAGACGACUAACAACGGCUGAUAAAGGAUCGUCGGCAAAGAGCAUUGCGGCUGCGGAGCGGCACUAUACGUUGGAGCCCUGUGGCUGUAGAGUCGGUGAAGGGUGCUCCCUCGAAUGCGAAUAAACGAAGACGGGCUUGGUCGGAAUCGGACGAAGAAGAUGAGGUGGCGGGGAGGCAGCCCGAGCCCGAUCCAGAGCAAGAGGCCCAGCCCGAGCCCAGCCAUGGUGCUGAUAUGCAGGAGAGUGAUGGAGGUGGCGCGCCUGAUGAUGAAGAAUGAAAAUGGCAGCUCUAAGGACUUUGUUCACAAACCAUUGGUGGGUUGCUAAGGUGCUCAGAGCUCGCUUAUGCUUUUAGCGUACUGGUUGGCGGUGUCGAGCUGUGUCGGGAUAUAUUUGGAGUGGCGGUGGUAUGAUAUUGUGACGGUGCUGGGGUAUUUGCCUAAAGCUGGUGAUGGAAGCCACCGGGAUUGUGAUACACCCAACAAGCCUAAUGUAUAUUAUGCUAAUGACCCUGACAAACUGUAUAUCCGCCCGAGAUGUCUGGACGGACUGAACGUGUCAUGGCUUUCGGACGUGGGCCGGCGGCUUGUGUCUGCACGAGGAUUCUAUUCGCCGGACACGACAGACACAUUUUCUAGCAUAUUGAAGGACAUGGCAUCUGAACGCGUGCUGAGAACGGCUAAAAUUUUCUUGUCACGAUGGAAGCUUGCAGGCCGGAGAAGCAAGUGCUGGAGUGGAACUGAUACUGAAAUAGAAGCUAAUCUUAAGGCAAUUAGGUGGGCUUUAAAUCUUGCUGUGGACAAAGGAUGGCUUGAAGUGCACUGCUCCUUAUUGUUUGAAAAUCUGGCUGCUGCUUUGAAUCAGGAAUACCGUGUAGUUGCCACCGUAGAGGACAUAGGGGCCUUGGAUAGGAGCUUGGGGCCUGAGAAGAGGAUGAUGUGGAAAGCGGCGAUUCGCCGCGGCGGCGGCGGCGGCGGCGGCGGCGGCGGCGGCGGCGUAUUAUUGUUUGGAGGUUCGGAGAGUGAAGUCAGCUGCUAUUCGAGCAAAGAGCCUUCUUUAAGUGUGAUUUGA